Messenger RNA from Dermacentor albipictus, 4098 nucleotides. Its product is annotated as tyrosine-protein kinase SYK-like. Gene Ontology annotation, molecular function: ATP binding; protein tyrosine kinase activity. Gene Ontology annotation, biological process: protein phosphorylation. The record is from RefSeq and is a predicted model, not a curated record. Lineage: Eukaryota; Metazoa; Arthropoda; Arachnida; Ixodida; Ixodidae.
AUGGUACAUGCAUGGGCUGGCAGCGCGGGCGGCGGCGUGACGCUGUCGGCCGAGCCCUCGUGCUGCGGCGACGACGACGGCGACGGGGGCGACCCGGCCGCCGAGCCCCUGGAGGAGGCGGCCUGCUUCUACGGCGCCGUCAGCCGGGAGACGGCCGAGUGGAUCCUCUGGGAGCGGGGGUGCGCCGACGGCCUGUACCUGCUGCGCCGAAGCGGGCCCGACUACGUGCUCUCGCUCUGCUUCGACCGCAGCGUGCUACACUACCGGAUACGCAGGCUCGCCGGGGCUGGCGUGGAGCUGUGUGGCCUGCCGGGCCAGCAGUUCCGCGACCCGUGGGCCCUGCUCGAGGGCGUGCAAGGCCUGGCCACGAGACCUUCGCUGCCCUGCAAUCGGGCCAGGGACGCCAUGCUGCCGCCCACGCACUGGGGGCUCUCGGACGACACCGUGCGCGCCUUCAUGCUGCUCAAGGCGCGCCAGUGGGGCAUGGACGAGCAGCAGCUGGAAGGCAGCCCCACGCCGCCGUCGCCGCAGGGAGUGCGUCCCGAAGGCAGCCCCGGCCCCGGGGACCUGCGGUCGCUGCUGAGCAAGACCCUGCACGAGAUACAACCCUGGUUCCACGGACGCCUGAGCCGAGCCGACGCCGAGAGGCGACUUCAGGACGCGGGCCACCUGGACGGACGAUUCCUAGUACGGGAGCGGGACGACAGCAGCUACGCCCUGUGCCUCAGCCACGGCGGCUCAGUGAAGCACUACAAGGUGGACGUGACACCUAGCGGCGAGUUUGCCAUCCAGGAUGGGCAGCGCUUCCCCAGCAUCAUGUCGCUGAUCAGCCACUACACCUUGUUCAGCGACGGUCUCUGGUGCCCGCUGACCGAGGCGUGCGUGCGCCCCGACUGCCACCUGGUGGCCAAGCCGACCACCACCGCCAGCAGAGCGGAGCAACGGCGAAGCUUCGCCGCGACCACCACCACCACUGCACGCACAGGCAUCCUCAACCGCCUCGUCGCGAGCAUCACGCCGCAGCAGGCCAUGGAGCGGUCACGGACCAUGCCUCGGCUUCGGGCACCGUCACGGCUUUCCUGCUCGUCGCCGCCCCCGCAGCAACAGCAGCACCACCACCACCACUCGCCGGCGGCCUCCACCGCGGCCACCAUCGGCUGCCACCACUCCUCGUCGGGCGCGCACACAUCGUCGGGCGGAGGCCGGCGCUCGGCCACGGGCAGCCGGCUGCACAAGGCUUCCAGCUUCGACCACCUGCUACCGGGAUUCAUCAGCUACCUGUUCUCGGGAGACGGAGACCGAAAGACUCUUCGCCGCAAGAGCUCGGGCGGCAAGCGACUGCCCGAGAUGGAGCAGACCCUCCCGCGUCGGGUGCCCUCGGUGCCGUCCGAGUACUCGUGCGAGCGUCCCGUGCCGGCGCCCCGACACUCGCUGGCGCGCAGGGACUACCAGGAGGACCCGGUCUACGCGAACCGGCAGGCGCUGCUGCGGCGAGCUGCCGCCGCUGCUGCGUCCGCCGAGUCCGGACCGGCGGCCCCCGCCGCGGACGAGGCCCCCCUCGCCGAAGAGAAGCCCACCCAGGAAGAGUUGGCCCCGCUGAUCGAGCUGGAGAGCCCUCCGCCCGGUCCUCCAACCCCGCUGUCUUCGUCGUCGGUGCCCAACCCCGGCGGACCCUGUCGGCGAAGCGCCUCCUCACCCAGCGUGGCCACGCGCGCCCUGGUGCUCUCCGACCUGGACUCGUUCCCGCAGCCGGUGCCGCUGCCGGACGAGGCUCGGAGCCCGUCUCCCACGCUCAUACUUUUCUCGGAGUGCGGCGACCUGGAGGACGGCCCGUACGAGGAGAUAGACUCGGCGGGCAGCCUCUCGGACUCGGCCACGCUUCCUGGAUCGGACAGCGGUGGCGGCGGCAGUCCGGCCAGCGGCCGUCUGAUCGACGACUCCCAGGAGGAUGAGCCUCCUCUCCCCAAGGACAAGGACUCGAGCGCGCCGGCCUCGCCCGAGCGAUACCUGCCACCGGCGGCCGGAUCAGAUGGUGGUCUCAAACCGUGGCUGUCGAAAGAGGAGUCCGAGUCAGCUUACCAGGCCAUGAAGCGCUUCGUCAGCGGACCCAUGAGCCUCGACCCCAAGCUUAUCGUCCUCAAGGACAGAAUCGGCGUCGGCAACUUUGGCGAAGUGCACCGUGCCUUGUUCGGCAGUGGACCCGUGGAAGUCCAGAUAGCGGUGAAGAGACUCAGGGACACAAUAGUGGGCGAUCACAAGGAGGAAAUCAUGAACGAGGCGCAGACCAUGGCCCAACUAGAUCACCCGCACAUCGUCCGUCUCAUUGGGGUAUCCCAGAGCCAAUCGCUGAUGCUGGUCAUGGAGCUGGCUCCACUGGGGCCCCUAAACCGUUUUCUCAGGCUUAACAGAUCCCAGCUCCGGCAGGACGGCGCCGGCCGUGUGCUUGCGCUGGCAUCGCAAGUGUGCGGCGCCAUGGCUUAUCUGGAAGCGAGGCAGCUCGUCCACCGGGACCUGGCCGCGCGGAACGUCCUCCUGGUCAACGACCGCUUCGUUAAGGUCUCGGACUUUGGCAUGACGCGAGCGCUGGGCUCCGGCAAGGACUACUACAAGGCGCAGGCGGCGGGCAAGUGGCCUCUCAGGUGGUACGCGCCAGAGUGCAUCUACUUCUUCAAGUUCAGCACCAAGACGGACGUGUGGAGCUUUGGCGUUACCCUCUGGGAGGCCAUGUCUUACGGCGAGAGGCCCUACCAAGGACUGGCGGGCCAGAGCAUUCUGGCAAUGCUGGAAAGUGGCAAGCGACUGGAACAGCCUGACGACUGUCCUGACCGGGUUUAUCAACUGAUGCAAUCCUGUUGGCAGUACAAGCCCGAUGACCGGCCCUCGUUCACUGAAAUCUGCGCCACGCUACGAGAGGCACUAGAAGACUGCACCUGACUGGGCGCUCAAGACACGGCCAGCGUGACCAAGUGUCCGAGUGGUACAAGCGCCGAUGGCUUAGACGCUGCCAGUAACCUGACGUCAGCGGUACACCCGGCUCCUCAGCCGGGAACACAGUACCUCAAGGCACCAAUCUGUGAUGUUGUUACAGCAGUUUAGAGGCGGAAGGCGCCACCACGCAACCGUCGACAAAUGCUCAUGGCGCUUAACUGUUGCUUCGUCGGUCGGUCAGUCGGUCAGUGUGAGGGGCGUGUUUGAAAAAACGUUCUAGUCCAUGACUGACACCGCACCGAGAACAGUAUAGAAGGCCAAGAAAACGCUGCAGUUCUCUGAGCCACAGUAGUACGACUGCCGAGGGAAUGGAAUGUUAAAAAGAAACACACGUAAUUGCCUGCAGACUUCUUCAAUCGUACCAUUUCCGAAACUGCUCAUAAAAGCCCUCGUAUUCUGGGGUAGCUUUUUCUGGAGCCUUACGUUUACAUGAUUUAUGAUCCACCCAGUGAACAACAAAUUGAAACUUGUCAUCGCCAUUUGCCUGUUCAGCAGAACUACAAAUGGCUGACUAAAAGAAUGUGGUACUGACGAAAAAUAUGGGUUUAUUUGGGUUUGUUCACAAUGGACAUAGAUAACUUUCUUUCGCUGUCGCUGUGCCCAAAACGUGGUGUAUUAUAGUUAAUUUGUUCACCGUAGGUGAUGUGGAAGUUGGUCACAUCACCGACAGCCAUUUACUGUACUUGGCUUUCGAUAAAUGGGGUCGAUGAAGAGUUCUGUCACUGGUAUGAUUGAAGAGCUCUGGUUACCAGGCGUUCUGCCCUCCAAAGAACAUGGCGUGCACGCGUGCGCGUGAAGUCUAGCGCACUUCCCGUCCGCCAUCUUGCGCACUUCAAACGCGUGUACGCUAAGGCUUCUCUUUGUGAGAGCAAGUAAGCCGCGAAGACACCAGGUCGUCUAGUGAGAGCUUAUGAAGUUAUCGUUACGCACAGACGAUUCACCUCUGAGGGACACCAAGCCCAGCCCAGUGAUUGGGACGCAAGAACAGCACUCGAAAAGGCACGAUUAGAAUUUUUCAUAGUUUACUAGGAACGCAAUAAUGAAUGACUACCGUUGCGGUGUGCAGCUCAAACAAAGAGAAAAAAACACACACCUGUUCAAAGAGAGCGA